GUGUCGUCGUUACUGCAGAAGAGACCAGCAUUAUAUGGGUCAAGGCAAUCUUGGAAUCGGAAAGAACAGCAACUCAUUGGCCUAAAGUAAACCUGCCUUUAUGUUCCUUAACAUUAGGUGAAAUGGUGAACUCUCUGAUAUCCAUGUUGCAUGUCGUAUCGCUGCUGUAUUCACAAUUGCUGCAAUGUUAUUAGGCUUUCAUUAUGAAAUGAUUGUGGAUAUUCUGGGAUUUUGUCCCCUGCCCUUUGUAUGUGGAACAAACAGACUUGGAAAGACAAAAUGUUCAAAAGCCGCACUAAGUCUUGUAGGAAAUGGAUAAAACUUCUUUUCAGCAGUAAGGGAAAGAUUCAUCCCCAGGCUAUGCAGCAGAUCAACUUUGCCUCCCGUGCUCGACGACGUUAAAAGCCCCACAGUUAUUGAAAAUGUUGCGGUCUCUUUCUACAACAGUGGCAAAGACGGGACAUGUGUUUUCGAAACAGCUCCUCGAACGAUUCCGAUGUUCACAGUCAAUUGGGACACUUUAGAGGGAUUAAACAAUGACCCCAGAGUACUUGGAAGGUUUGUCCUAAUUCCCUUUCAAGAAGAAGCAAGAAGUCCUUUCGGAAUGGAGAAUCAACAGAACGCAGAAUUCGAAAACAAUGCAAUAAUGGAAAGAGGGUCUAGGGCUUUUGGGACCAUGGUGGCAAUUAGCAGAUCUGUCGAAUACCUCUGCAUAACGAGAACUAAUGAGCUCUGUCAACAAUUUACCAUUGAAGCACCGAACAUCGACGACUGCUGUUUAAGAAAUCAUGCACUUUUGGAAGCAUUUGCUGAGAAGGUAAUACGGCUGGCAAGUAUUGAUGAUCUCUAUCCAAGCAAUGCCAUCGCUUUUUUCAAACAAACAAUCCUGCCAGUGUGGAUGAAGCGAUUCCAGACCAACCAAGCGCAAGUGUCUCAUGCAAUGCUUCAAACAGAACAGCCAAUUAUCGUGGACUUAAUAAUGAAGUCAAUAGAGCACAAAAUAUCUUGCAAAAACUUACUCACUUGCGUGAAUCCAAAAGUGACAUUUACGUCAAGCUCAAGUGGAGUAAGACUAAAUGGAGUAGCAGUGGCACUGAAAUGGUUUUUUGCCUUGUUAAAAGAUCACGGAGUUCUGUUUCCGAAUGAAGAAAGAGUGAGACAAGAAAUUAAGUCUCUCGACAUUGGGGUGGUCAAUGGGCGAAGCCAGUAUUUCAUACCAAAUGCAAAUGGUGAAAAGAUCAGCAGAGGCUCAGAUGGAGUAGAAACUGCUUCCAGAAACUGCUUAAUUAUACAACAAUCUGCAUUUGGAACCUUCAACAUCUUAGAGACAAAUAUCGCAAGAGACAGCUUGGGGUCCACCGCCGAAACCAGCAUAAAUUAUUCAAACACAGCGUCUACAACUGAAAUGGAAAUUGGUAAACGCAGCAGACCGUCAACAUCUGGAACCAGAAGAUACAAAUCAAACACACCGUCCACAUCCGACAAUCAAAAUGGAAGAACAAACACAUCACGUGACGUAAAUGCAAACACCACGCAAAACUAAAAUACAUCUUGAACGAUAACUUCUAUAGUUUUGUCCCAUGACUGGCUAAAGCCAAAAAUACAUCUAAAUUUUGUCAAGCUCCCCCUGAA
Xenia sp. Carnegie-2017 is the source of this 1632-nucleotide messenger RNA. RefSeq lists its product as uncharacterized. The record is from RefSeq and is a predicted model, not a curated record. The transcript is spliced from 6 exons. NCBI's taxonomy places the organism in Eukaryota, Metazoa, Cnidaria, Anthozoa, Malacalcyonacea, Xeniidae. The coding region runs from base 497 to 1543 and encodes 348 amino acids.